GAUCACAUGGCUGAUAGAAUUCUGACUCGAGUGCACAGCCUCCGUGAACGUCUCGACGGCACGGUUUCGGCUCAUCGCAACGAACUCUUGCUCCUCCUUGCUGGGAUUGAAAAACAGGGGAUGGGAAUCCUUAAGCCCCACCAGAUUGAAGCGGAGCUUGAGGCUCUCCCUAAGGAUGCUCAACUUAAAUUGCAUGAUUGUCAUUUUGAAGAAGUUCUAAAAUCCACCCAGGAAGCAAUUGUGCUGCCUCCAUGGGUUGCCUUGGCCGUCCGUUUGAGGCCUGGUGUGUGGGAAUACAUAAGAGUCAACAUUAAUGCUCUUGUUGUUGAGGAUUUGACUGUUCCUCAGUACCUCCAAUUCAAGGAAGAACUAGUCCAAGGGCCGCAAAAUGGCAACUUUGUUCUUGAACUGGAUUUUGAGCCCUUCACCGAUUCCUUUCCUCGGCCCACUCUUUCCAAGUCAAUUGGGAACGGAGUUGAAUUCCUCAACAGGCACCUCUCCGCCAAGAUGUUCCAUGACAAGGACAGCAUGUUCCCUCUUCUUCAUUUUCUCAAGAUGCACAAUUACAAUGGAACUACCAUGAUGCUGAAUGACAGGAUCUCCAACCUGAACGGCCUCCAAUUCGUCCUGAGGAAAGCCGACGAGUACCUCAACACCCUCCCAUCCGACACCCCCUACUCCGAAUUCGAACACAAAUUCCAGGAAAUCGGUUUGGAGAGAGGAUGGGGAGAUACCGCUGAACGCGUCCUGGAAAUGAUCCAUAUGCUACUAGACCUUCUAGAAGCACCCGACGCUUGCACCCUCGAGAAAUUUCUCGGCAGGAUUCCUAUGGUUUUUAACGUAGUUAUCCUCUCCCCUCACGGAUAUUUCGCUCAGGAAGACGUUCUCGGCUACCCUGACACUGGUGGCCAGGUUGUUUACAUUUUGGAUCAAGUUCCCGCCUUGGAGAAGGAGAUGCUUAUGCGAAUUAAGAGACAGGGGCUUGACAUUGUACCCAGAAUUCUUAUUGUUACCCGUCUCCUUCCAGACGCCGAUGGGACAACCUGCAACCAGCGUCUGGAGAAGGUCUACAAUACAGAGCACUCCCACAUUCUCCGCGUUCCCUUCAGGACUGAGAAUGGAAUUGUCAGAAAAUGGAUCUCCCGUUUCGAAGUCUGGCCCUACAUGGAGACCUUCACAGAAGAUGUUGCACACGAACUGGCCAAGGAGCUGCAAGCAAAGCCUGACUUGAUCAUCGGAAAUUACAGUGAGGGUAAUCUUGUGGCUUCUUUAUUGGCUCACAAAUUGGGAGUUACCCAGUGUACGAUUGCUCACGCUCUGGAGAAAACCAAGUAUCCAGAUUCCGACAUCUACUGGAAGAAGUUCGAUGAGAAGUAUCAUUUCUCCAGUCAGUUUACAGCUGAUCUCAUUGCCAUGAAUCACACUGAUUUCAUCAUCACUAGCACUUUCCAAGAAAUUGCUGGAAGCAAGAACACUGUCGGACAAUACGAAAGCCAUACAGCAUUUACAAUGCCGGGGCUGUACAGAGUCGUCCAUGGCAUUGACGUUUUCGACCCGAAAUUCAACAUCGUCUCCCCUGGAGCUGACAUGGACAUUUACUACCCUCACACCGAGAAGGAGAAGAGGCUCACUAAAUUCCACCCCGAACUUGAAGAACUGCUCUUCAGCGACGUUCAAAACGAAGAGCAUUUGGGCUUUCUCAAAGACCGCAACAAGCCAAUUAUCUUCACGAUGGCCCGACUGGACAGGGUGAAGAACCUAACCGGUUUAGUCGAGCUCUACGGAAAGAACGACCGUCUGAGAGAAUUGGCUAACCUUGUAGUAGUCGGAGGAGACAGGAGAAAGGAAUCGAAGGAUCUGGAAGAGCAAGCGGAGAUGAAGAAGAUGUAUGAUCUUAUAGAAAAAUACAAUCUGCAGAAUCAAUUCCGUUGGAUCUCUUCCCAGAUGAACCGUAUCCGUAACGGGGAGCUGUACAGAUACAUCGCGGACUUCAAGGGCGUGUUUGUGCAGCCUGCUUUCUAUGAGGCCUUCGGGCUGACGGUUGUCGAGUCCAUGACCAGCGGAUUGCCCACUUUCGCCACUUCCUACGGAGGUCCAUUUGAGAUCAUCAUCGAUGGAAAGUCCGGUUUCCACAUUGACCCUUACCAUGGUGAUCAGGUUUCUUCACUUCUUGUCGAAUUCUUCGACAAGUGUCAGAAGGAUCCGUGGCAUUGGGACGCCAUUUCUCAGGGCGGUCUCAAACGUAUCUUGGAGAAGUACACCUGGCAGAUAUAUUCCGAGAGGUUGAUGACGCUGGCAGGUGUUUACGGGUUCUGGAAGUACGUGUCAAAACUAGAACGACGCGAGACACGUCGUUACCUGGAGAUGUUCUAUGCCCUCAAGUAUCGCAAGAUGGUAAUAAUGAAACUUUGAA
This is a messenger RNA of Impatiens glandulifera, 2413 nucleotides long. Its product is annotated as sucrose synthase-like. Gene Ontology annotation, molecular function: sucrose synthase activity. The record is from RefSeq and is a predicted model, not a curated record. Gene Ontology annotation, biological process: sucrose metabolic process. Bases 7 to 2412 code for a protein of 801 amino acids. The transcript has 11 exons. NCBI's taxonomy places the organism in Eukaryota, Viridiplantae, Streptophyta, Magnoliopsida, Ericales, Balsaminaceae.